Mauremys reevesii (Reeves's turtle) is the source of this 1110-nucleotide messenger RNA. RefSeq names its product cell surface glycoprotein CD200 receptor 1-A-like. Gene Ontology annotation, molecular function: signaling receptor activity. Bases 1 to 942 code for a protein of 313 amino acids. Gene Ontology annotation, biological process: regulation of neuroinflammatory response. The record is from RefSeq and is a predicted model, not a curated record. Gene Ontology annotation, cellular component: external side of plasma membrane. NCBI's taxonomy places the organism in Eukaryota, Metazoa, Chordata, Testudines, Geoemydidae. The transcript is spliced from 7 exons.
AUGAAAGCAAAAGCUGAUAUGAAUUGUGUUGGGAAGACUUUUUGUGCUUUCAUUCUGCUCACCAUCGCUGUGGCCAUGGUACCAAUGGAUAACAUCAGAGUGUCUAAAAUAGCUGGUUCCAGCGUUAAUCUGACCUGUGGUGACAUUUCAAGGGCAGAUCUGGUAUCAAUAGUAUGGAAGAUAAGACCGAGGACUGGAAAUCACUGCGCACUGGCAUACAGAAUGGAUCUGAACAAGACAGACAGAACAAACUGCAGUGAGAGAAUGGAUUGGAAAUCUAGCCCUGAAACUGAUAGUGCACUUUGGAUACGGCAAGUGACACUCACAGAGGAGGGAUGUUAUAUCUGUGAAACUGCAACUAGUGGUGGAAAUUUGCAUCGAACCUACACUCUGACUGUAUUAGUCCCUCCUGAAGUGACCUUGACCUGUGACAGCAAUGGGACCGCUGUGUGCAAGGCAGCUGCAGGGAAACCAGGUGCACAGGUCUCUUGGGACCCAAAUGGAGAUCCCAGGACUGAGCUUGAAAAUCACACAGAUGGGACAGUGACUGUGCUCAGUAUGUACAGCUCCAAAGAGACUAGUAUAACCUGUUUGGUCUCUCAUCCAGCUUGGAACACAACCCAAUCCAAGGAAUGCCCAUCAGACAUGUUUCUUCAGUGUUUCGCCAUCUGUGCUGGUCUCCUGGGCAUCUUCUUCAUUCUGGUUUUCAUUUUCUUCUGUAAGCUCCACUGUGGCAGCAUCUACCAAACAGAUGUCACCCACCUCUGGAGGACAGAGCACGACUGUCCUACUGCUCCCACACACAACGUGCAGGACAGUAAUGAGCAGCAGGAGUUGGAGCCCUACGCCAGCUACGUGCAGAAGGAAAAUGUGAUCUACAACACAGUGUAUGAAGUAACAGUGAGUGAAGACCUCCCACCAGGGCUCCAGUCAGCAACGUGAGAAUCCAGCUGGGCCUGACUCACCACCUGUGUGAAGAAGGGGAACAGGUUGCAGGGAAGAUUGAUGAUACUGGAUUCCUUCCAGAAGAGGAUCUCCAUCACCAAACACUUUCCUCAUGGGAUUCUGGGAAGCAAGGAUCUGCAUAGCCACUGGGUGCCUCUAAACACA